UUCUGACGUAUUUUCCAUCAUGUAUGUAACAUUUCAUGGUAAAACUUAAUGAAAGUUUCAAUAAAGGAAUUCUCUGGGGGGAAAAACAAAACAAGGGAGCUCUGUGCACCCACCUGGAACGAACUGGGCGCCUGGAGGCGGAGGGGAGAGCCCUCCGGCCAAGCCCAGGAAGGACCAGCCAGGUGCAGAGGGCGUGCCGAGUCCUCUAGACCCCGUGCCCCCUCUCAGGGCCCGGGCGCCCAAGCCUCCUCUGCCCCCACCCACCCACAUGCUUCCUCACCAGCCGCCCGCAGGCUGGCUCCCCAUGCCCCCUCCCUGCCUCAGCACCCCCCUGCCCUCUCUGCCCCCGCCAAUCCCCCACCACGUCCCCCAUCACUCCCCACUCCCGCCUGCCUGCCCUUGGCCUUCUGGAACUCCUGGAAGUUUCCGGCGGGAGCUUUUAAUUUGAAAGCACCUCCAGUUCUUAAGCAGUUGGUCCUGGGGGACUGCUACGGCCCCUCCCUCCGAGUCAGGGUCCCUCUCAGGAUGGAGAGCCCAGCUCCAACCCCGCGGUCUCCCAAUGGGGACCGCUCCUCCGUGCUCCGCUUCUUCCGCAGCCUGGUGAGGAGCAGGGGAAGCCCCAAGAGCUCCCGCAGGCCCCUGCUGGGCCAUCGGGAGUGCCCCUCGCAAGAGCCGCGCGCUGGGUCCUUGACGCCCGGCCAGGGGAUCAGCGUCCAAACCCUGGAGGUGGAGCAGAGGGCCACGGGGCCACUGGAGGUCAGCCCGGAGGCCCCAGCCGUGGAGGAGCAGUGUCUGCUGGAUGGAGAACUCAGGCUGGCUUCUCUGAACAUGGGGGCGACUCCCUGGAACCACAUCCUCGCCUUGUACAAGCAGUUUCAGAAGCUGGCCAUGGCCAAGCUGCCUGUCGAGGAGGAAGGCGAGGAAGAGGAAAUGGAGGAAGAGCUCUGUGUCCCAGUCACCCUCCAUCCGCCACUGCAUAAGAGGUUGAGGCCAGUAGAUACAGUGGGUUUCGUGGAGUCAGAGUUAAAGAAGUUUCUGGCAGCACAGCAGGAGUCCCGCCGCCGGAGGAUGGGCAGCCAGGCGCCUCUGGUCCCGCCAGAGUUCACCCUGGAGGGCAUUGUGGGUGACCAGUGCCUGCUCCUCGAGGAGAUGCAUGACCUGGGGGACUGGCCUCCGCUCGAGUGAGCGGGGCUGGGCGUCUGCCCCCCCGGCCGGCGGCUCGGAGCAGCCCUCUCCGGG
Pipistrellus kuhlii (Kuhl's pipistrelle) is the source of this 1239-nucleotide messenger RNA. Its product is annotated as gametogenetin-binding protein 1. The transcript has 6 exons. Bases 49 to 1185 code for a protein of 378 amino acids. NCBI's taxonomy places the organism in Eukaryota, Metazoa, Chordata, Mammalia, Chiroptera, Vespertilionidae. The record is from RefSeq and is a predicted model, not a curated record.